AUGGACACCAGCAUUCAAGAAAUAAUAUGCAAAUCCGUCGACCUCGACGGUUUCGGCUCCGCCGCGGACGACGCGUGGUUCGACUACCACACUGCACCCAUGGACGGGGAGGAAGAGACGGGGGCACAUCCCCAUCAAGCUGCGGCUCUCCAGACGUACCUGAAAGGUGACUCCACCCCAUCCGAGACAGCUGCUGCCAUGGUCAAGCCGCAUGGUUCCGAGAAGAAGACCGACCUGCGAGGUCGCGUACUGGGCAUCAUUGAAGACGCGCUUUUCGAGCUGCCCCAAAGCCACACGCCCGCCCUCGUCAACCUGCUCAAGGAAAUCAGUCAGCUGCCGGACGAAGAGGACGGCGAACCGAUCUGGAGCAACAGUCUGAAGAGCUUCGGCGACUCAUGGUCAGAUGCGUGGAAGCAGAGCCACUGGCGUGAGGCGUUGGUGACGCGGGAUCCAGCCACCAGAGCGAAGAGGCGCGAGGCCCACGUGCACCGGGCUUUCGUGGAGGCAUCUUGUGCCAUGGCUGCUCCGGGACCAAAUGCUAAAGAUGGUCUCUUGCCACUGAGCUGGGGCUAUGAGUGCAUCUCCGAGGGACUGGAAUGUCAGGGCGCAGUGUGGGACUUUGAGGUACCUGCUGCGUCGGUGUGGAUCAAGAUAGCCGGGCAAAGGCUCCGAGAGGGCGCGAAGAGAGGUGAGAAGUGCUGGGCGUUGGAGAGAGAGGGAAGACUUUGGGCGGCAGGCCCGAUGAGCAUGGGUCGGUGGAAUUUCUGGUUGAAAAGACUACAAGAGAUGGAAAGAUGGGAACAGGCUUUAUAA
This is a messenger RNA of Aspergillus campestris IBT 28561, 813 nucleotides long. RefSeq names its product DUF3632 domain-containing protein. Lineage: Eukaryota; Fungi; Ascomycota; Eurotiomycetes; Eurotiales; Aspergillaceae. The transcript has a single exon. The record is from RefSeq and is a predicted model, not a curated record. The coding region runs from base 1 to 813 and encodes 270 amino acids.